Molecule: messenger RNA, 4002 nt
Organism: Ipomoea triloba (trilobed morning glory)
Lineage: Eukaryota; Viridiplantae; Streptophyta; Magnoliopsida; Solanales; Convolvulaceae
Exons: 3
Coding region: 540-3797 (1085 amino acids)
Biological process (GO): regulatory ncRNA-mediated gene silencing
Source: RefSeq, a predicted model, not a curated record
CCUUGCCUCUUUUAGUUUUGGAAAUUGUCCGUACGAAUCAAAAACCGAUUCCUUCCCCCAUCUCAAUCCGUUACUCCUUCCGGAAAACCUGCAAUUCCCUGUUCGAUUAUCCAAUUUCAGUCUCAAAAUUGAUUUUGUUGGAGCGGAAGAAUGGCGCCGUCUCGUUCAUGGUGUUCAUUCUCUGUAAUGCAGGUUUGAAAACUGAGUGCCUGAAUACGCAGCGUCUGUUUUUGCAGUGAAAGAUAUUUAUCUGUCGAUUUGUCUGGAAUCGUCUGCUUUAGCCGCCUUAUCUAGGGUUUAUUUGGUUUGACGUUGUGGAUUUAUCAAAGGAAAGAAUUGGAGGUUUUAGGUAACUAAGCAGGGGAGGUGUUCGAUUGAAUCGAGUUUUGACUUUCUGUUUCAUUCAAAGUCUACGCUCGCAAUACGUUUUGAUCUGGUUCGCUGUCGUGUUCGAGCGGUUGUUUAUGAUUUUAUGAAUUUAUUUGAGUGUUGGAUGUUUUGAAAGUUUGGUGGAGGUUAAGAUUAGUGAAGCUGAAGGUAUGUCUAGAGGAGUAAGAUAUGCUGGAGCAGACAGAAUGGCUAGGUCUCCACCUCGCGUGCCGCUGAGGGGACGCGAUCGAGGGUUUUCUCCUCCGCGAAGGGAUAGAGACCGGCGUUACUCACCUAGAAGCGAUCGUUAUGCGCUGACAUCACGAACUCGGAAGCAUGAUUAUUCCCCAUCAAGGUUAGACGAGCGUGAUUACUUGCCCCCUAGGGCACGGGAGCACUGUUACUCGCCACCCAGGGCACAAGAGCACCAGUACUCGCCACCAAGGGCACAAGAGCGGGCACAAGAGCGCCAGUACUCGCCACCAAGGGCACGGGAGCGCCAGUACUCCCCAUCCAGGGCACGGGAGCGUCAGUACUCGCCAUCAAGGGCACGGGAGCGCCAGUACUCACCAGCAAGGGCACGGGAGCGCCGCUACACACCACCACCGCCAUCAAGUGCUCAAGAUCAGAAGCACUCACAAGCACCUAGACUGCCCAUUCGCGAUUAUUUGUCACCUAUGAGGAGUCAGAACCGUGAGUUUAUGCCCAAUGGGAAUUUGAAUGAAGCAGAUGGGCGGCGCGGGGAGUAUUUCCAUGAACUUGAAAGGUCAAGGAGGAUGGAAAAGACCUAUGGUGGACCGGACUUUGGUGAACUGAAGGGUGUGGAUUCUUCAAAUUAUGGUGGAGUAGAGAGAUGGUAUGGGCAAUCUCAAAGUUUGAGACACCAUGGAACUGAUGGUCGAAAUGGAGGGCGGCAUGAUGGGCCUCCAAAUUCUAGAAGAAAAUAUGAAUUUAGAGAUGGCCUGAGGGCAACACAUGGAGAUUCAACUUCAUUGAAAUAUCAGUUCAGUAAUCUAGAUGAUCCCCGAAAAUCUGAUGUUUUGGAUGACCCCGUUGAACAUGGGUUUAGUGGUGCCAGAGUGAGUAGUGAGCUAGGUAAUGAGGGGAGGCCAUACUUGGGUCUAGCUGACAGUAGAUCUGUCCCUUUGGAAGUUGAUAGAAGGCUUCGUUCAUCAUAUGAACCACCACCUUUGGAUAUUGGUGUUCCAGCAAGAAGUUCUGGCUUUGGUGAUGCUGGUAGCUAUGCAUUGGGAUCACAUAAUUUCCGUAUGAAGCUUCAUAGAGCAGAACAGAAUCCUUUGCAAGGCACACUAAAUUUAGAUGAAUUGCCAACAGAGAGACAAGGGUUGAGAGAUGCAUAUAUGGAGACCAGCACCCUGAACUCAUUACAUAAUUCAAAGUAUGAUUCCAGUUACAUGGCAUCAUCAUCUCACCUAAAUGCAUUUUCCUGCAGGUCACCCGCUACAGUGAGAAAUGGCAUUGAUAGUUCAUUUGGAGAAAACAUCCAUAUUCCUUCAGAUGGAAUUGAAACAUGCAUGGGAAGGUUGUGUGAACCUAUGGGAUGUGGUCAAAAUUCAGGUAUCAGGUCGCCUAAAGGGCAAGUAGAUGAUAAUGGGAUUUAUCUGCAGUCAUACUUUGCCCAGACUGAAGAAAGGCAUGGCAGUCGCAUGUAUUCAGACAUUCAUGGCACCAAAGCAAUACCUAAUGAAUUUUAUAGGAAGAAUGUGGGUGUUAGUGAAGAGUACAACCACCAGGAUGCUUCAGGAGCAAGUUUUAUGGAUCCUAAUUAUGAUGAAUUAUCUCACCAGGAGAACAUGAUAGGGGGCAAGCCAUGGGAUUAUAUUCCUUCUAAACAAGGGCAGUCAACAUUGGGUUACUUUGGGGCAAGUGGUGCACUGGAGAAAAGAGAGCAAGAGAUGAAAAUUUUGGAAUAUGAAGGUAAUAACCCUGACUAUGAGAGGGUACUAUAUAAGGGCCAUAGAAGUCCUUGCAUGCUUCAUAAUAAUGAGAUGGAUGAACAUCCAUGCACUUUUCAGGAAAGAUCUGACGUACUAUACAGAGAUAAUAAUCCUCAUUUAGAUGAAAUGAAUGAUAGUAUUCAGCAAAGAUUGAUUGAUAAGAACCAGAUAUUGCCUAAAUCAUCUACCAGUAGGUUCAAGAGGAAAUAUGGUAAAGAUAGGAAGCUGAGCAUUUGUGGUGAUCUUGGAAUUAUCUCUUCAAGUAAUGGAAGGAAUGCUCAUAGACAAGGAGAUAAUGCUGAUAUUUAUUUGGAGGGAGAUAAAUAUUCUGUAAGUAUUUCAAAAAAGUUGAAGGUUAAUCACUCCAAAUAUGGGAAGAACAGAAGGAUGUCUACAACCAUGGCAAGUCGGUUGAGCAAAACUAGUAAAUAUGGAAAUAGAGAUAUCAAGAAGCGGUUGGGACCAUAUCCUCAAGAUGUUGAUGCUACGCAUUCUUCAGUGAAGAAGUAUUCUUCAUUGAAACAUCGUCUAGGGCCUCCCCCUCGAAAGAGCCAUUCUACUCUUCCAUGGCUGAAAAACCUCACUUCCUACAAGGUGUCUGAAGAUCUUAAUGAUUUAGAUGAAAGUUUACCUGAUCAAAGGGAUGAUUGUUUGGAAAGUAGUGUUACCCAGCAGAAGAGCGAACCACUAGAGAAUUUAGAGGAUUUUAAGCAAUUGGUCGACAAUGCUUUCUUCAAGUUUGCCAAGCACUUAAAUGAGACUCCAGCUAGAAGAACAAAAUACAGGAAUCAGGGAACAUCUAGUUGUUUAAAGUGCAUUAUAUGUGGCAGAGAUUCCGAAGAAUUUGGAGAUGUCGAAAGUUUGGUGAUGCAUGCAUUAACAUCUUCAAAGGCUGGUGUCCGAUCACAGCAUUUCGGUUUUCACAAAGCGCUGUGUUUGUUGAUGGGUUGGAAGAGUGCAGAGGCUCCCAACUCUGCAUGGGUUCACAAAGUACUGCCUGAAGAUGAAACCUUGGCUCUUAAGGAAGACCUUAUCAUCUGGCCUCCUGUUGUUGUCAUUCAUAACAUUACCAUAACCAACAGCAAUCCCGACGAACGUGUUGUUGUAUCUGUAGAAGAGCUGGAAGCUAAGCUCAGAGAUAUGGGUUUUGGAGGCAAGGUGUGUCGUGGGAAACCAGGAAAUCUUAGCGUUCUGGUGGUUAAGUUUGCUGCCACUCUUACUGGUUUGCAGGAGGCAGAGAGACUCGGUAACUUGUAUGCAGAGACAAAACAUGGGAGGGCCGAGUUCGAGCAAGUUAGCACCGGGAGCUGUGUUAGUAACGAACAAGUCCCCUCGGCAGACAAGAUGGAGGAGAUUCUGUAUGGCUACCUGGGAAUUGUGGAGGACCUAGAUAAACUUGAUUUCGAGAGCAAGAGACGAAGUAAGUUGAAGAGCAAGAAGGAGAUCCAGAGCAUUUCUGUGGCACCUUGAAGAAGAAGAAGAAGAAGAAGAAGAGUGGUUCAUGGAACAGGAACCACGUAGUCGGCUAUAAGAGAUUUGGGUUUCUAUUUGGUUUUUGUUUUUUGCUUAUACUACGGAGUAGUUUGAAACUGGAAAAAGCCUUUAAUUAGAUGCUGUAGUUCAGCUUCUGCAACUUGCAUACAUUUUAAUGCAUUACAAAUUCCUAUUCUCUAAA